AUGACAGCGCUUUUAGAUACAGGGUCUCAGGUUGAGGAACACAAAUCCCUACAGAAUCUGAACAGUGAGUUACAGCUGCAGGUUCAGAAGUUCCAGGAACAUUUUCUUGAUCAGACAAAUAAAGAUAUGCUUGGACAGAUGGAGAAGAGCAUGCAAGAGAAAGAUGAAAAAAUCAAAACGGUUGAGGAGUUAUUGGAGACCAGACUCAUAGAAGUUGCAAACAAAGAAGAAGCAUUGAGGACACUAAGGGAUGAAAAUGCGACUUUGAGAAUGGAUGUGCAGAAUCUUAAGGCCCAUCACAAAGACCAGGUAGCCCUUACGUCUGUUGUGGAAGAUCUAAAACAUGUUAUCCAUGAGAAGGAUGGCAAAAUAAGGUCUGCGGAAGACAUGCUUUACGCUGAGCGGCUGCGGGUCAGCAAUGAGGAAAAUACUGUACAGGCAUUGACUAAAGAAAUUGAAGCACUAAAGGAAGCUUUAGGAAAUAGCCAGCUCGAGAAGGCUGAACAGGUCUCCAGUAUUGCACAAGUUCAGGAGCUUCAGAAUCAGUUGAAGGGCAGGGAAGAGACAUUAAAGCUGACAGAAGAACGGUUUAAUGAACGUGAGAAAGCGUUUCUAGAAAAGGAAAGACAAAUUGAGGAUCUACAGAAAGAAAGUAAACAGCUGAAAAUCCAUAUUGAAGAAGUCCAGCAAAAGCUAAUGCAGCAAAACUCCACGUCGACAGGAGUGCAAGAUCUUCAAAGGAUAGUAGAGCAGCAAGAAGAGAAGAUUAAGAGCAUGGAGGCUUUGUUACUGGAGCGAGAGACCAACGUGGCUGACACAACUCAAGAACUAAUGGGUUUGAAAAAAGAAAAUGAGAUUUUGAAAAUUCAGGCCUGUGAAUUACAAAGAAAACACGAUCAACAGCUAAAACAGGUUUCCUCAGUUGCUCAAAGCGAAGAAUUAUUAAAAGCGCUUGCAGAAAAAGACAGAUAUAUAAGUGAUCUGCUAGGGGAGGUGAAAUCUCAGAAAUCUGCAGUAGAGCAACAAAGGAAGAAAAACAAUGAGAAGCAGCAAGCCCUGCGCACGGGGGAAACGUAAGCUCGGGAAAUCCUGCAGAAGAUAUUCCCAGAUGUCUCUGUUUCUGCUAGUUUGGGUCACGGUGAAUGGAUUCAGGAAUUUGAGAAGCUGGCUAAAGUUUGUUUGAAUGAAA
Molecule: messenger RNA, 1189 nt
Organism: Pseudophryne corroboree (corroboree frog)
Lineage: Eukaryota; Metazoa; Chordata; Amphibia; Anura; Myobatrachidae
Product: kinectin-like
Exons: 1
Coding region: 1-1077 (358 amino acids)
Biological process (GO): microtubule-based movement
Molecular function (GO): kinesin binding
Source: RefSeq, a predicted model, not a curated record